Molecule: messenger RNA, 549 nt
Organism: Nematostella vectensis (starlet sea anemone)
Lineage: Eukaryota; Metazoa; Cnidaria; Anthozoa; Actiniaria; Edwardsiidae
Product: 40S ribosomal protein S23
Exons: 3
Coding region: 78-509 (143 amino acids)
Biological process (GO): translation
Cellular component (GO): cytosolic small ribosomal subunit; ribosome
Molecular function (GO): structural constituent of ribosome
Source: RefSeq, a predicted model, not a curated record
UGCUCUUAGUGCAUCUUGGGUAAAAAGACCGCGCUGCAUCAUGGAUCGUUCUCUUUACAAAUUCGUCCUUCGUCAAAAUGGGAAAACCCCGAGGACUUCGUACUGCCCGUAAACUCCGCUCGCACAGACGAGACCAAAAAUGGCACGACAAAGCAUACAAGAAGGCUCAUUUGGGAACCGCUCUCAAGGCUAACCCUUUCGGUGGCGCCUCGCACGCCAAGGGAAUCGUCCUCGAGAAAGUUGGUGUAGAGGCCAAACAGCCCAACUCUGCUAUCAGGAAGUGCGUCCGUGUCCAACUUAUCAAGAACGGCAAGAAGAUCACAGCAUUCGUCCCUAACGACGGCUGCUUGAACUACAUUGAAGAGAACGACGAGGUCCUCAUCUCUGGAUUUGGUCGUCGUGGUCACGCUGUUGGUGAUAUCCCCGGGGUACGGUUCAAGGUUGUCAAGGUGGCUAAUGUCUCUUUACUUGCACUCUUCAAGGAGAAAAAGGAGAGACCACGAUCUUAGAUGUAAAGGAUGAAUUAAAUAAAUUACAUUCCACUCUUAA